Radiomyces spectabilis is the source of this 2553-nucleotide messenger RNA. RefSeq lists its product as uncharacterized. Bases 1 to 2553 code for a protein of 850 amino acids. The transcript has 14 exons. Gene Ontology annotation, molecular function: protein kinase activity; ATP binding. Lineage: Eukaryota; Fungi; Mucoromycota; Mucoromycetes; Mucorales; Radiomycetaceae. Gene Ontology annotation, biological process: protein phosphorylation. The record is from RefSeq and is a predicted model, not a curated record.
AUGGAUGCAGCCAAUUCCAACCUGCCGGAAGUAUUUGCCGUCGUUGAAUCGGAAGAAGCCUACUACUUUUUAGCGUCCUACCGAGGCACGACUCUGCAAGAUUUAAUCACGUAUAAUCCGGGAGUGCUGAGUUCGAAUUUGAAGAAGGGGUUUGUCAUUUAUCAACUCUUGCGUGCUGUGGCCAGUUUGCACAGCCGAGGCAUCCUCCACGGCAGCUUGAAAGCAUCCAAUAUUCUGGUAGAUGAAAAUCUGUGGACUCAACUGGCUGGUAUCGAGUAUGCUGCUAGUCCUGUGGAUAUUGAAAUCGAAGAAGAUCCGUUGGUAGUCCAGUGGGUGCGUGGCAAUAUAUCCAACUUUUCCUAUUUAAUGGCCCUGAAUCACUUGGCAGGGCGACGAGAAGGCGAUCCCAAUUUUCAUCCCAUAUUACCAUGGGUGACCGAUUUCACGGGCAAAACGGUUGCGGACGGAUGGCGCGAUUUUACAAAGACCAAAUUUCGCAUGAAUAAAGGUGACGAACAAUUGGAUUUCACAUUCGAUGGUCCUGUCCCUCAUCACAUCACCGAUAUUUUAUCCGAUAUCACCUACUAUGUCUAUCUGGCGCGGCGGACUCCCGUACCCGUACUAUGUCAGUUUGUCCGAUCCAAAUAUGAACCCAAUGAAUACCCGUCGUCCAUGUACCGAUUAUACCAAUGGACACCCGAUGAAUGUAUACCCGAAUUCUAUACCAAUCCUACCAUUUUCACAUCAAUUCAUCCGGACAUGCCGGAUUUACAAAUCCCAUCAUGGGCCAAUUCUCCGCAAGAUUUCGUUCGUAAACAUGCUGAAGCUCUGGAAAGCGAGCAUGUGUCCUCUAACCUCCAUCAUUGGAUUGAUUUGACCUUUGGAUACAAAUUGACCGGUAAAGGCGCUGUGGAAGCCAAGAAUGUGGCUCUUCCUUUGUUGGCCGGACAAAACAGUUUUAUGAAACAUGGUAUUAUUCAACUGUUCAAAGACAAGCAUCCGCAGCGUGGCUGUAACUGGAGUCACUCUUUCAUUGAUAUAGAUUCAUUUACACCGGCAAGUUCGACAAUUGAAUCCUCGGCCGCCGUCGGUAUGUCGAAAAGCGUGAAAUCUCAGCGACUGAUAUCCGUUUCGCCUCCCAAUCCGUCUUUAUGUGAAAGCCCUUCGAGUUUGAGUCUGGCGACCAGAGACCGAGCUUCCUCGAUUCAUUCCACAUCGUCGUCCAUUGAUACUUCCAUCUCGGCGGUCAGUCGAAGCAUGUCUGUGCCCGAAAAUUGUACCGCCAUGACUUCGGCCCUGCGCACCGAUCCUAUCCGGCUACCGACGCAAAUUAGCGAUGAUUAUUUUAUGGAGAAUCUCGUUCACUACGAGGAUAUGCUUGCGUUCGCUAUCAAGUACAAAUUCAUCAAUGACUCUCCGAUUCAGACCAACCCUGUUUUUCCCAACCCUUCGCGACGGUACAACAUCAACCCCCAAGAUCCACCGUGCUUACCCACCAACAAAUUCUCUAUUGGCACUGCCUACGAUAUGUUCUGCUUGGGCGAAAUCAUUCGCAAUAUAAUUGAUUCUUUGAUGAUCGAGGACUGGCAAGCACGACCUUCGGCCAAAGCCAUAUUAUGCGCUUCCUUUCCUACCAUGUCCAUUCGUGAUCCGAAACGGUCUUUUCCCUUUCAUGAGGACAUUCCCGACAUAUACGAAUACCUCGCGGCAUUUUAUCAAGCAGAAUGGACUCGACGUCUUUAUUUGGCCGAUAAAUGGAUUGAUCGAAUAUGUGACCUAGAAGACGAACCAAUCAUUGCCAUGUUUGAGACUUUGCGUCCCAAUAUCCCGAGAAUUUUAUUUGAUCAGCAAAUGAUCAAGGAAUUCAUUAAACGGCUUGGUAUUGCUACGUUUCUCCAGCAAUUGCUGCCAUGCUACCUCGAAGCUUUAGCUAUUCAAGACGAGCAAGCCAAGGCGGUGGCGGCGGAUGAUCCAACACCAAUAACGGAUGGUACCGAAACUACGGCCGUUUCCACCAUCGUCCCCACCGGGGCUGUGUCGGAAGUGGCGGGCGAUGUCCUCGUUCACAUCUGUACACUGCUGGGUCCAGUGUUGACGUCCAAGCAUAUUAUGCGUCAAGUGGUCAAAGCCAUCUUUCGUGAUAAUGUGGCCAAACCGCUCUUAUUGCAAACCGCCGUGAAAAUCGCCUCAAGUUUUGGUGAAACUUUUACUGCGAUUCAAUACGGUUACCUGAUCUCUCUGUUUGACACUUAUCAAAAAUCAAUGACCAAGCGAAACGGUAAAAUCAUUGGCAAUCUUAUUACGUUACUCGAGGCACUUCUUCCUUUCAUGUCGGCCGAAGCGAUCGUCACUGAAUUGAAAUCGGGUUUUGUCACCACGCUUUACAAACUGUUGGAACCCUUGCCACCUUCCGAAGGGAGCCAAUCCAUUCCCGAACCGGCGUUGCAACUUCGUUUGACCAUCAGCAUGCGCACCAUCGAAUUUUUGCUUCAAAUAACACAUCACAUACCAAAAUCAGACUGGGAAACCAUGGUAAGGGAACCGGUUGAAUGA